GGAAUUCAAUGCUCUCAGCUCUGUUGAUCGUGGUAUUUGUGCGAGUUCGUUUAAUUUUUUUUGUUUUCUUAGUUUAGCGACUAUUUAGUGAGGCGGUGGAGUUUUGUGACCUUUGAAAGUGAUAUCGGUCCUUUAUUUGUUUUGUGAUAGUGGUUCAUCGUACUGAGCUUUCAUGAUCGGCUUACCGCGUAGCGAUAGAGAUAGAGAUCGUAUAACGGUGAAAAUUCGCAAUAUGAAGAGGAGUUCGUCUAGGGACAGUAUGCCGCGAUCGAAAAGGACGCGUAGUAGCAUAGGGAGGUAUGACGAUAGUUCUGAUGAGCGUGCUACACCAGAAAGAGUGAGAAGGCGAGUUCGUUCGCCGAGUCCCCGCGGUCGGUACAUGUCUCCUCAUCGAGAUGAUUACGUUAGGUCUCGCGAAGUAAGAGAGGAAUCUGUGCGACCGUAUUAUAAGGUUCUUUGCGUCAGUGCUCUACAUCCGAAAGCAUCUGACGAAAUUGUAAAAGAUACUCUUUAUAGAGAGUAUAAGAAAUUUGGUGACUUUAGUAUUAAAAUUUCCCAUGAAUUAGAUGAAAGGGUUGCUUAUGUUUGCUUCCGCAGUGCAGAAGAUGCUAGGGAUGCUAAGCAUGCUAAACCCAGAAUCAUUUUAUAUGAUAAGGUUGCUAUUGUUGACCCUGUGUACGAACCUGUCCGAUCAGAGUAUAGAAGUAGACCACGAAGUAUAACUCCACCUGACUAUGAUCGUCCUUACUCUUAUGCGUGGUCGCCUGUACCUGAGAGACGCAGACCACCACCUGAAGAUAGAGCAUAUGGUAUUCCUCCAGCAGUUCCUCCGCACCAUAGGGACUUCAGACCCCCAAUGCAUGAAUAUCCAAUGGCAGGUCCUCACGGUCCCCCGAUGCACCACCGUCCACCCAUGCACCAUCCUCCACACCCACAUUACAUGCCAAGGCCAUAUAUGCCCAGACCCCAUCACCCACCAUUUGAGAAAGUUGAGAACAAAAAAGAUAAAUUUCCCAAUUAUUUACAUCACGUCCAACCUGAAGAUGAUCCCUUGGCCACUCGAACCUUAUUUGCAGGUAAUUUGGAAAUCAACAUAUCAGAUGAAGAAUUACGUCGUAUUUUUGGUCGUUAUGGAAUUGUUGAGGACAUUGAUAUUAAGAGGCCACCACCAGGAACAGGAAAUGCAUUUGCAUUUGUUCGUUAUCAAACAUUGGACAUGGCACACAGAGCAAAGGUAGAGCUGUCAGGGCAGUAUAUUGGUAAAUUCCAGUGUAAGAUUGGAUAUGGUAAAGCUACUCCUACGACUCGAGUUUGGGUAGGAGGUCUUGGCCCCUGGACUUCAGUUGCCCAGCUAGAAAGAGAAUUUGAUAGAUUUGGCGCAAUCAAAAAAAUUGAAUAUGCUAAAGGUGAACCCCAUGCUUACAUAUUGUAUGAUUCAAUUGACGCAGCACAAGCUGCUGUAAAAGAAAUGAGAGGUUUUCCGUUAGGAGGACCAGACAGGCGGCUAAGAAUUGAUUUUGCAGAUGUUGGCACUGGAGGGCCUUACAGACCAAAACCAUAUGUACCACCAGUUGGUGAAGACGGUCGCCCUGUUGAGGGAUAUGAGGGUUAUGAGGGAACAUGGGAUGACAGCUAUGGUUAUGGUGGUUCUUAUAGAGGUAGAGGAGGCCAUCGUGGGCGUGGUCGAGGAAUGUAUCGCGGUGUAUAUCACGGAACAGGUGAUUAUCGCGAUGAGGAAUGGCGAAGAGCGCCAGAAGGUGAAUAUGAAGGUCGCAUUCGUCGCUCUGGUUCGCGAGAGCCGGGAGUAGACCGUUCACGUUCCAGAUCACCACGUCGCCGAUCCCCAGACAGUGAUUCAGAUGGUUCACCUCGAAGAAGCGGUGGAAUGCUAUCUUCAGCACGAACACUUCCUGAAGUUGUGCGCAAAGCAACCACUAUUUGGAAUGGGGCAUUAAUUCUGAAAAAUUCUUUAUUCCCUACUAAGUUUCAUCUCACUGAUGGUGAUUCAGAAAUUAUUGACAGCCUCAUGAAGGAUGAAGAUGGCAAAAAUCAACUAAGAAUUACACAGAGGCUAAGAUUGGAUCAGCCUAAGUUGGAUGAUGUACAGAAGAGAAUUGCUACAUCCAGUUCCCAUGCAAUUUUCCUGGGUGUGGCAGGUUCAACGGCAUCCAUAUCAAACGAUGAUGCCAGUAUACAAACCAGGCCUAUGCGCAAUUUGGUCUCAUACUUGAAACAAAAAGAAGCUGCAGGAGUUAUAUCUCUUUUGAAUAAAGAAACAGAGGCAACUGGAGUGUUGUACUCGUUCCCACCAUGUGAAUUUUCUACAGAAUUAUUAAAGAGGACUUGCCAUAACUUGACUGAGGAAAGCCUUAAAGAGGACCAUUUGGUUAUUGUGGUGGUGAGGGGAGGGUCUGCCUAAAUUUACGUCAUGAUGUAUUAAACCUAGACAUUUAUGCAUUAGUUUAAGUUUCUUUCUAAAGUUUUAAUGAUAUAGUAAACAAAUAGUUUUUAUUAUAUAACUUGUGACGUGUAGUGCUGCUUCAUUGUGAUGUGUUUGUAAAAGAAAUUGUGAAGGUUAAAUAUAUUUUGAUUGUGAAAGUGCUGUGAUUGUCACAGUUUAAUGUGUAAAGCAAUAAUUAUCGCAAGAUAUAAUAUAUUUAUAAUUUAGUUUUGCUAGAGUAUUUUUGAAACAUACUUGUGUAUUUAAGGAACAAACUUGAGUUAUAGUGUAGUAAUCAGUGUAUGUCAGGUGAUGUGUAGUGUGUGUGAACACAAAUAGAUAAUAUUAAACAAAGUUGUUGUUUUUUUGUACCUUGUGAGAUGUGAUACUAAGUGCAGUUUAGUUAAGUGCCUUUAGUGAGCAGGUGUUGUUCAAUUAUUACAGAAUUGACAUUGGGCUUGAUAUUGAUUUGGAAGAAAUUUUUAUUUUUAAAGUGCAUAGUGCUUUAGUUUGUGUUUAGUGCAGCCCAAUGGGAGAUAAAUAAAUUAAACAGUGGUCAUAGUGGGUGAAGUAUUGCUGAGUAAGUAAUUAUAUGUGAUAUAGGGUUUAGAAUCACGAAAUAGAACAUUUUUUCAUCUUUUUCUAUAAAACUUAAAGUUAAAAUGAAUAGUGAUUUUACGAAACUGUUUUUGCUUGUUCUGUAAUUUAUAGUAACUGAAGUUCUUUAAUAAUUUGAUUACUAUUCUUAUUAUUUUAAACAAUCGCAAUAAUAUUAAUGAUUGCAUAGUUAGGAAUACCUUAAAAUUGAAAUAUUUUUAAUUAACUAAAUGACGUCAUUAUUUUAACCUACAAUCCGUUCCAGUUCCGAUGCAUUCAACUAAUUAUGUAAGUAUUUUGGUAAGUAUAUUACAAAAUGACUGAUGAUUUUUACAGUAGUAGAGCAGAAUAAUUAUAUAAAAUUCAUAUUGGACUAUGUCCAUAAACUUGAUUUAUUAAGUCCAAAUUUAAACAAGUUAAUGAAACUAAAAUUUGUAUGGCUUCAUAGCCAUAAAGGUUAUGAUAUUGUGAUCUCAUAGACCUUUAUCAUAUAUGCAAGAUUUAAUACCUAGUGAUAUCUAUUUGAAUCAGGUUGCACACAACUACUUUAACUUUCUAUGAUAAGCAUUAAAAUGCAGUGUUUCCAACCUUUGCUCCUGGCAAAAUUUCAAUAGCUGAAAAUAAUCAAAUGGCAUUGUAGUCACAUUUAAUUCAGGCUUAAAGUCUAUAUUAAAAAAGUCAUUAUUAUAAAAACUAAGUUUUCCUAUUUCCAAUAAUUAUGGAGUUAUUUGUGCUAGAUACCUACCUACGUACUUACAUUAAAAAAAAAAACAAGUUUUAAACUACAUAUUAUGUAGGUACUUUUUUUGUAGUAGUAGGGUUAAUUUUACACAAAUAACAUAUAUUUGUAUUUUCAGUGAAGUCGUCGCAGGAAAGUGCUGGUGAUAUGUUUUUUUAGAUAAGUGUUCAUUAAUUCAUAAUUAUGUGAAAAAUAAAUGAAUUAAAGUAA
Messenger RNA from Colias croceus (clouded yellow), 3986 nucleotides. It is a transcript of the gene nito, whose product is annotated as RNA-binding protein spenito. Gene Ontology annotation, molecular function: mRNA binding. Bases 173 to 2419 code for a protein of 748 amino acids. Gene Ontology annotation, biological process: regulation of alternative mRNA splicing, via spliceosome. NCBI's taxonomy places the organism in Eukaryota, Metazoa, Arthropoda, Insecta, Lepidoptera, Pieridae. Gene Ontology annotation, cellular component: nucleus. The record is from RefSeq and is a predicted model, not a curated record. The transcript is spliced from 2 exons.